Messenger RNA from Peronospora farinosa, 1962 nucleotides. The record is from the annotation of a GenBank genome assembly. NCBI's taxonomy places the organism in Eukaryota, Oomycota, Peronosporomycetes, Peronosporales, Peronosporaceae.
AUGGCAUCUCGCGACAAGAAGACGUCGUUUGCCACGCGCUCCGAGCGUGCCCUGGUGCUCAGCAUUGUUCACGAGGACUUUGGCCAUGUAGCAGAGCAAGUGGCCGAGACGUUACUGCGCUCUGAAGGGCUGCGGCUUUCCGAGAUCGUUUACAAACUGCAACGUCGUAUGACGUCGUCGUCGUCGGCGUCGAUUUCCGUGCAUGAGAUCAAAUGUGCAUUGCUUAAGUUGCUGCAACACAAUGUACUGGAUGUAACACCUGUUAUUGUUCGAGGAAGUGGUCCGACGGUCGCGUACAAUAUUAAUGUACAGGAAGCUCUGUAUCGUUUACGGUUCCCUAAGUUUGUCGAGCAGGCCAAAAAAGCUUUUGGAGUGGAGGGUGAAGUGAUUAUGGAGGAGAUUUUAGUACAAGGUCGUGUACGGAUGGACCAUUCACUAGAGACGAUGGCUUAUAACUUGGCAGAACAGCGUCGUCAAAGUCAAAAUGAAAAAGCAGUCGAAAAUAAGACAGUAGUGACGGAGGAAGAAGAGAUUAGUGAGGAAGAGCUGGAAGAGUGUCGUCAUUUAGUACGGGAGGUCUUUGUGGAGAUGGCCAAAAAACGCUUUAUCUCACGAGUGCACCCUCUGGACCUGAAGGUGGCAGUAUCUGAAGAGGCCCCGGAAUUCCCUGCGAGUAUCAUGCGUGGACAGGAUACUGCGACCAACUCGAGCGGCAAUUCGGUGGCCGGUAAUGCUGCUGCUAGCAUUUCUGAUGUGAAUACUGCAAACAAAAAUGAUAAAGCUGCUGACGACGAUGGAAUCACCGUACGUGAUAAGAAGCGGAAGGCUCCAUCACAGGCGGCAGGGAAUGCUAUCCCGGUAGAACUGCAGAUGAUGCUGGACGCGGAUGAGGCAGCUCGAAAUGAAAAGAGCGACUCGGAAGCUGAGUGGGAACCUAGCUCAUCGUCUACGUCCUCGAGUCGUGGAUUCAAGCGCAAGAAAAAGGCGAAGCGUGCCAAACUGCCUACGCGAGGCACAUCGUCUGGAGAUGCUGCCACUGGUGGUGAGACCAGCGGUGAAGACGCACCUAAUGGGACUCACACAGAUGAACGCUCACUAGUGUGGCGAUUUGGUGUCACGCAGUUGCUGCGUGACCUGCGACACAAGGCGUGCGUUAGAUUUGCGACGGAGAAUAUCAAUGCUGUAGCCGGCGUUAUUGUGGCCGCCAUGCUUCAGCACUCUGCCCCUCAUGAACGCGAAAAGGACGAGCCGACUUCGUCUCCGGUGUCGGCACGCGAUCUAUUUGACAUGGAAAGUGUGAAGAAAGCGCUCCCUCCUGAGGCAAACAAUCCGUGGCGGUUGUUGCUUAACUACAUUAUGGUCAUGUGUCGUGACAAGUCGGGUAUGAUGAUGAAAGUCGCGCAGGAAGCGUUCGAUCCCACUCAAGCGCGCGCAGGUGACGGUGGUCAAUACGUGGUCCAUAUGCAAAAGAUCGUGGAGUUUUUGCAGCAGGCCACGACUCAUGCGUACGUUCAGGAAAAGUAUGGCGUUGCCAGCGCUCGUAUCGUGCGCUUACUAAUGGAGCAGCGCCAAUUAGAACAAAAGACAAUCGGUGAGCUGGCGCUGCUGCCGUCUAAUGACGCACGGCAUCGGUUGUACGAGCUGUAUACCGACAAACUGUUGAAAAUGCAGGAAAUUUCGAAGCGUGCAGACCACAACCCGGCGUUUACAUUCUUCUGUUGGUCCGUUGACGUACCGCAGAUGCAGGCGCGUAUAACGGAGCGCGUUCAAGACUCGUUGUGUCGUCUUCGUCGUCGGCGUAAGUUUGAAGCCGAUGAAAACAAAGAACUCAUUGCGCGAUCAGAACAAUUGGUUGAAGCCAACGAUCUCGACAAAUUCGACAAGCUCAGCCGCUCACUAGACCGUCUCGAUCGUGGCAUUAUUCACUUAGACGGUAUGCUUAUGCUAUACCGUGACUUCUAG